AGGAUCACCGGUUCGGAGGAGGACGGAGAGCAGCUCUCCCAAAGAAAAACAAAAAAACAGAACCGGAUUUUGGACCCGCAGAGAUUUUCAAGGAAAGGAGGAGACUCGCGCGCAAAGACGCAGGUGGAUGCUGGGAAGAGAAGCUGCAGGAUGUUUCAGUUCGGGGUACUGUCGGCUCUGGCCACUGCGCUCACAUCCGUACUGUCCGCGCUGCUGCUGCUGGCGCUCACCCGCCAGCUGUGGAGCCUCCGCUGGAGCCUGACGCGGGACAAGGAGAGCAGCCUGCCGCUGCCCAGGGGCUCCAUGGGCUGGCCGCUGGUGGGGGAGACCUUCCACUGGCUGUUCCAGGGGUCAAACUUCCACAUCUCACGCAGAGAACGCCAUGGCAACGUGUUCAAAACCCACCUCCUGGGGAAGCCCCUGAUCCGGGUCACGGGUGCGGAAAACAUACGGAAAAUCCUGCUGGGCGAGCACAACUUGGUGUGCACACAGUGGCCUCAGAGCACGCGCAUCAUCCUGGGGCCCAACACCCUGGUCAACUCCAUUGGAGACCUCCACAAGAGGAAGAGGAAGGUUCUGGCCAAAGUCUUUAGCCGCGGGGCUCUGGAGUCCUACCUGCCCCGGCUGCAGGACACUAUCAAGUCUGAAAUCGCUAAGUGGUGCUCGGAGCCAGGCUCCAUUGAUGUGUACAGCGCCGCCAAGUCCCUGACGUUCCGCAUUGCGGUGGCGGUGCUGCUGGGUCUGCAGCUGGAGGAGGAGCGUAUUGUGUACUUAGCUAAAAUCUUCGAGCAGCUCAUGAACAACCUCUUCUCGCUGCCCAUCGACGCCCCGUGCAGCGGGCUCCGCAAGGGAAUCAAGGCCAGAGAGAUCCUGCACGCCAACAUGGAGAAGAUCAUCGAGGAGAAAAUGCAGCGGCAGCCGACGGAGGAGGAACACCAAGACUUCUUCGACUUCAUGAUGUCCAGUGCCAAGGAGCAAGAUCACGAGCUCAGCAUCCAGGAGCUCAAGGAAACAGCAGUGGAGCUCAUCUUCGCUGCUCACUCCACCACAGCCAGCGCCUCCACCUCUCUGAUCCUGCAGCUUCUUCGUCACCCAGAGGUGGUGGAGAAGGCAGGAGCGGAGCUGGAGGCGGAGGGGCUCGGCUUUGACUCCAGCCAGAGCCCGACGCCGCUGGGUGUGAUGGCGGACACAGAGCAGGAUCCUACCGAGACAACCUGCCUGCUGGACGAUGGAUUCCCACCACCUCAGUCUCACAUCCCGCAUCUGAGUUUGGAGAAGCUGAGUCGGCUGCGCUACAUCGACUGCGUCAUCAAGGAGGUGCUGCGCUUCCUGCCGCCCGUGUCCGGCGGCUACCGCACCGCCCUGAAGACAUUCGAGCUUGAUGGUUACCAGAUUCCCAAAGGCUGGAGUGUGAUGUACAGCAUCCGGGACACUCAUGAGACAGCGCCAGUUUUCCAGAGCCCAGAAUUGUUUGAUCCGGAUCGCUUUGGCCCAGAGCGGGAGGAGAACCGGGCGUCUCGCUUCAGCUACGUGCCGUUCGGUGGCGGCGUGCGGAGCUGCAUCGGGAAGGAACUGGCACAGAUCAUUCUAAAAACUCUGGCGGUGGAGCUGAUUGGAACCUGCAAAUGGACCCUAGCCACACAAAACUUUCCCAAGAUGCAGACGGUGCCGAUAGUGCAUCCUGUCAACGGGCUGCACGUACACUUUUCGUACAAAAACAUGCUUUAGGUUCUUGCAGACUUGAACUUUAAAAAAUAAAAAGUGAAGCAGCUCAUCCAGGAGACAGUGAGAGCUGUUCUUAUUCUGGAAACACUCUGUAAACAAAGACCUCCUGAUGGUUCGGUUCAUCUACAAGAACAGGGUUCACUUCGCGGGCCUGUCAAUGCUCGUUCAACAGUUUAAGUGUGGUGGGAUUGUGCUGAACGACUGUUCUCUGAGCCAGCUCUGUCUUCAAAUAUGUUCUAAGUUAUUAACGUGUUUAGAUGGAAAGUCGAGCUGGUUUUGAAGGUAGGACUUUGUCCAAAGCGAGGUAGAAGCUGGAGAGACAGCAAGAAGGUUCUGUUCAGGGAUAGUCUUCAGACCGGGCUGCUUUUUAACCCAUUGCUCUCUGUGAAUCUCCUUUAUGUUAGUGGGGACAAAGGUACAAAAAUAUCACAAAUUUGAUCCAACUUGUGUCAUCAGUUGUGUCUCAGUGUUUGUAGCAGCAGCGUUUGCUAGACAGGAUAUUUACAGUCAGGAGACAGACUUUUACAGAAUUGAAACCACAUCUGGGUUUUCCUGGUCUUCCCUUUUAAACACACCUGGACUUGCCUCCACAGAAACAUCACAGAGACGCUCUGAGACGGAAGAGACUCAAAAUGAAAUCUUGCACCAAGGACCUGAACUUAUGGGUCAAGCUUCUGCAGCUCAGCUGUUUUUCUGAGGUCCAUCUUUCACAAUGUUCUCCCUUUAUCUGCAUGAAUGUUACAUAGCUCUGUGUAUCAAAUGAAGUAGCAAAUACGAAUAAGCUGUAUUUAAAUGCAAAUGCAAAACAUGUUGUAUUUUAACAGUUUUAGAGACACUAACUUGUAAUGUAAAGGAUCGUAUACGGAAACCUGUUUCUCUGCUAGAACUUAGAAAUUCUUGACUGUUUAGAGCAGCGCAUACUGAGAGUAAAGUUUAAUAAAUAUUGUUAUAAGUGGGGGAAUUUUAGGACAGUUUCUAUGCUGGUCUUUAACCUAACAGAUGCGCUGUGAAGUCUAAUGGGAAGAUGGAUUUAUGGAAGGAGAUAGCACUUUUUUUGCUUUAUGGAGUCUGUACAUAUUUGUCAUGUCUCUUCAGAUGUAGCUGCUGUACACAUGGUGGAAAGAGUAAACAAACAGUAAACAAGUGUUGUGAUUUGAGUUAUACUGAGCUCUUUGUUCAAAAGUAAGUUUCA
Messenger RNA from Oryzias melastigma (Indian medaka), 2917 nucleotides. It is a transcript of the gene cyp26c1, whose product is annotated as cytochrome P450 26C1. The transcript has 7 exons. Gene Ontology annotation, molecular function: heme binding; iron ion binding; monooxygenase activity. Bases 151 to 1728 code for a protein of 525 amino acids. Gene Ontology annotation, biological process: sterol metabolic process. NCBI's taxonomy places the organism in Eukaryota, Metazoa, Chordata, Actinopteri, Beloniformes, Adrianichthyidae. The record is from RefSeq and is a predicted model, not a curated record.